Messenger RNA from Linum tenue, 4701 nucleotides. The record is from the annotation of a GenBank genome assembly. NCBI's taxonomy places the organism in Eukaryota, Viridiplantae, Streptophyta, Magnoliopsida, Malpighiales, Linaceae.
ACGACACGUAACGAAGCCCCUCGUUGGACACUCAUCACUCUCUCUCACUGAUCCCGACCGCGCGCACAGCGCACAUUCCUCCAAAAGCGGGAACAACUACCGCCGCCGCUCCCCUCCGCCGUCGGCCGUUGGAAAAUUAACCAAAAAAACAGAGGAAGUUCCCUUACCACGGUUUCCCCCUUAGAGAUCCGCCUCCUCCGCUGAUUUCAAAUCCCACCAUCUGUCAGCCGAUACCAUCACUAAAAAUCAGUUUCUCUAUUUUGAAAUCCCUUUGAAACCAGAGACGGUUUUUCUGCGGCCAGUCGCGUAAAUCGGUCAAUCUCGUCACACCCAUUACUUUCUCUUUCCCUUUCUUCUUAUUUUCUCGGGAAAGUAGUGCGUCUCCCUCUCCAGUUUUCCCCCCCUCUUCGCGCAUUCGAGAAUAAUUCGUUUUCCUCCCAAGAAAACAAGUUAAUGGAAUGAAAAAGAAUCCCUAUUUCGUUUUCCCCAUUCAUCGAAAUUCCUCUUGCCUGCCUAUUCUGAACUAUCCUCCGCUUCUGCCGCCGCCGCCUUCGACGGAGGAGCGUCGAAAUUGAUUAACAUCGACCGAACGAGACGGUAGUCAAGGGACGAUUCCAUUGGUAUGGAACAGAAGCAGUUUCUUUUGUCGGCGUUGAGCGUCGGCGUCGGCGUUGGUGUAGGGCUGGGGUUGGCGUCACCGUCGGUGAGCAAAUGGGCCGGCGGGAACGCUUCGGCGACCAACGCCGUGACGGGGGAUAAGUUGGAGCAUGAGCUAUUGAGACAAGUGCUUCACGGGAGAGAAAGCGGCGUCACGUUUGCCGAGUUCCCUUACUACCUCAGUGACCAAACCCGAACAUUGCUGACAAGUGCUGCCUAUGUCCACUUGAAACAUGCCGAUGUUUCAAAGUACACGAGGAACCUUUCACCCGCUAGUCGAACUAUACUGCUCUCUGGCCCUGCAGAACUCUACCAGCAAAUGCUUGCCAAAGCUUUAGCUCAUUAUUUUGAUGCCAAACUGCUGCUGUUAGAUAUAACUGACUUCUCCCUCAAGAUUCAGAGCAAGUACGGCACGAGCAAGGAAACUUCUUCUUUUAUGAAAAGGUCAGCUUCGAUGGAGCGGCUGUCUGGUUUCCUGGGAUCCUUGUCCAUACUGCCCCAGGAUAGAGGGCCUAUGGGUGGUGGGACUCUACGUAGGCAGCACAGUGGAGUGGACCUUUCUUCAGCAGGUGGGAUGGAAGGUUCCUCUAAUCUCCCCAAGCUACGAAGAAAUUCCUCUACUUCUAAUAUGAACAUGCUAGCCGCACAAUCUGCUUCUGCAAAUACAGCUCCUUUGAGGCGACAAAGCAGCUUAUCUUUCGACGAGAAGCUUUUUAUACAGUCUCUUUACAAAGUCCUGGUAUACGUCUCCAAGACAAGUCCUAUGGUCCUCUACCUUAGGGACGUGGACAAGUUCCUGUCACGUUCGCAGAGAAUAUACAACCUGUUCCACAAAAUGCUGAAGCAACUGUCUGGAUCAGUGCUGAUCCUCGGUUCUCGAAGCGUGGAUCUCGACAACAACGACUACGUGGAGGUCGACGAGAGGCUCACAUUGCUGUUCCCUUAUAACAUCGAGAUCAAGCCGCCGCAAGACGAGAACCAACACAUCAACUGGAAGUCCCAGCUGGAGGAGGACAUGAAGAUGAUCCGAGUUCAGGACAAUAGGAACCACAUCAUGGAAGUUCUCUCGUCCAACGAUGUCGAUUGUGAUGAUCUGGAUACUAUCUGCACGGCUGACACGAUGGUUCUUGGUAACUACAUUGAGGAAAUUGUUGUGUCCGCUAUUUCUUAUCAUCUGAUGAACAGCAAGGAUCCUUAUUACCGUAAUGGGAAGCUCGUCAUUUCAUCUAAGAGUUUGGCCCAUGGAUUGAACAUAUUCCAAGAAGGCAAAUCUGUUGGCAGUAUCAAGUUAGCAACUCAGGCUGAACUCCCCAAGAAUGUAGGAAAGCCAGAAGUAAAAGCUGACGCAGUGGUACCAGAAAAGAAGGCCGAUACGGGAACAUCAGGAGGAGGAGGAGCUAAACCAGAUGCGGAUGCUCCGCCACCACCAAGGGCUCCAGAGGUCGCACCUGACAACGAAUUCGAGAAGCGCAUUAGACCAGAGGUGAUACCAGCAAACGAGAUCAACGUAACCUUUGCCGACAUCGGUGCUCUAGAAGAGACCAAAGAGUCACUACAGGAGCUGGUGAUGCUUCCCUUAAGACGACCAGACUUAUUCGACGGUGGACUGCUGAAGCCAUGCAGGGGAAUCCUGCUCUUUGGACCGCCCGGCACAGGCAAAACAAUGCUUGCCAAGGCCAUUGCUCGAGAAGCUGGAGCUAGUUUCAUUAACGUGUCAAUGUCUACAAUUACAUCCAAAUGGUUUGGCGAGGAUGAGAAGAACGUCCGUGCGUUGUUCUCGCUCGCGUCCAAGGUCUCUCCGACAAUCAUUUUCGUGGACGAGGUUGACAGCAUGCUCGGGCAGAGAACCAAGGUUGGGGAGCAUGAAGCCAUGAGGAAGAUCAAGAACGAGUUCAUGACUCACUGGGAUGGCUUGGCGACGAAGCAAGGAGAGAGGAUUCUUGUUCUUGCUGCGACGAAUCGUCCUUUCGAUCUCGAUGAAGCUAUCAUCAGGCGUUUCGAGCGCAGGAUCAUGGUUGGACUUCCUUCCGUGGAGAACCGGGAAAGGAUCAUGAAAACCUUGUUGUCGAAGGAGAAGGUUGAUGAACAAAUGGAUUUCAAGGAGCUGGCGACACUUACAGAAGGCUACUCCGGGAGUGAUCUGAAGAACUUGUGUACCACUGCUGCUUAUCGCCCAGUUAGGGAGUUGAUACAGCAAGAGAGGAAAAGGGAUAUGGAGAAGAAGAAAGCUGCAGAAGGUACAGAGGCGGCGGCGAAAGGAGAAAAGCAGGAGAGAGUGAUUACUCUUCGGCCGUUGAACAUGGAAGACUUCAGGCUGGCUAAAAACCAGGUGGCAGCUAGCUUUGCGGCAGAAGGAUCGAUAAUGUCGGAGUUGAAGCAGUGGAAUGACUUGUAUGGUGAAGGUGGUUCAAGGAAGAAGGAACAACUAUCCUACUUCUUGUAAAAUUAAUGCUUUAAUCCACUAACCUAAAGGAACUAGGGGGUUUAGUUCUGUCUGUGCAAAGCCAAAAUUGUGGGUUACUUUGAUUUUGUAAAACACCAUUAUGUAUGUAUGUGUAUUGUGUAUAGAUGAUAGUACUGAUGAAGAUAGCAAAGCCAAUCAGAUAAAUGUCUGCAGCCAGCUCCCCCGUCUGUAGGGGAAUGACAUGAGUUGAGCUCGCCAUGUCAGACUGAUUUUUGUUUGCUGUUGUUUUCCUUGCUAUUGAAAUUGUUGUUGUGUGUUAAACACAAUCAGUUAAUACAGUUAUACUAUAGAACCAUGAUCUUAACACACCACGGGAGAGUAGAACCUCGAUGUACAAGCAGAGACUUACAAUAUCAAACAAAGAUUAGAAUUUCCAUACAAGCUGCUUAUAUGAAAAUAGACGUCCACAGAAGUAAGCGGGGGGGAGAAAAAAGCCAGGGGGGAUGAUGAUCUAUGCACUAGUACUGGCCAAAGUUUUACCACAAAUAACUCCCUUCACAAAAUGCAGGCCAACAAAUCUUGUGUCACUACUCUCACGGAAUAAGCACCACAAAUGUAGAACCGCCCCAACCUGUUCAUUUAAGCCUUCUUCUUGUCCUUCAAUGGGCCUUUAGGAAUCUUACUUAGCACCUUGGCAUCAAACACUGCCCACUGUUUCUUGAUCUCGAUCCAAGCCUUCUCGCCCAAGGCAUCCACCUUGUCUUCAUACUUCUCAUAGAAAACUGGCACUGUGUGGAGCAGCACAAAAACUGUAUGCAAGGGGGGGAACAAAUCAAGACAUUCAGAACCUCGGGUCAAAACGGUGCACUUGCAAGAAUCCAAACGUUGGUUGGGUGGAGAUUGCAUUACCAAUGUAGAACAGAGUCAAGAAGUUGCACCAGCUUCCCACGAUAGACAAGACCCACAAACCAGCAAUUAUAGCAAGGAACUUCUUCAGAUCCCUCCCGGAUGCAACCUCACGAAGGGUAGCCAAGCCACGAUUGAUCUCAUUCCUAAGUGCAGCAGCGAAUUGCAGAACUGGGUCUUCAGGGAGAUGGACCUGUGGAAUUCGUGGAGGGGUUUUGUUGAUGAAGGCGGAGGCAUUGGACCACAGAAACAAAACAGCGAGUGCAAGGAUCAGGGCAUGGCAGACCAGAGUGAGAAGGUGGUACUCGAGCAAUUCAAAGAGCACCCACGCAGCAGUUGCUCCGCCAAGCACUCCUCCAGAGAUCUUCUUGUUCCUCCACAGGAAAACAUCCGCAGGUUUGCCACCACCGAGAACCUUGUGCACCGGCUGCUCGCGGCCAAAGAGACGUUUAAUUUUGGACUUCAUCGACGAGGGAGAAGCCGGUGAGGACGACUUCUUGGGGUGGUCGUCGUGAUCGGAGUCGGACGACGACGAGGAAGAACCAUCGCCACCGUGGAUCUUGUCCGCUAUCUUAUCAAGCAGCGACUCCUCCUUCUUCUCGUGAUGCUCAGCCAUGGCGAUCGAAUUCCUUCCAAAAACCCCUUCCAAAACCCUAAGAACUCUCCCCAAGCUAAGGUAAAAACUGAGAAAGAAAGGGUGAGGAAGUGAAUGGAAAACCUUUUUCCUUUCUUUU